Messenger RNA from Drosophila albomicans, 6718 nucleotides. RefSeq lists its product as uncharacterized. The record is from RefSeq and is a predicted model, not a curated record. Gene Ontology annotation, molecular function: RNA polymerase II cis-regulatory region sequence-specific DNA binding; zinc ion binding; DNA-binding transcription factor activity, RNA polymerase II-specific. Gene Ontology annotation, cellular component: nucleus. Gene Ontology annotation, biological process: regulation of transcription by RNA polymerase II. The coding region runs from base 1253 to 6442 and encodes 1729 amino acids. The transcript has 10 exons. Lineage: Eukaryota; Metazoa; Arthropoda; Insecta; Diptera; Drosophilidae.
UCUCUCUACCUUGCACAUUGCAUACGCCCCAAACCCGAAAAAAGCGUGCGCGUGUGUUUGUGUGUGUGUGUGUGUGUUGUCGAUGCGUUCGCUGCGUCGACGGCGACUGCGACCGCGACGGCGACUGCGACUGCGGCUGUCGACGCUGCUGCUGCCGAUGUAAAAUUUUAUUACCCCAAACGCAUCGAGCAGUCGGUUUUUGGACGUCCGGACUUCACGCCGCCAAAAGAAUUUGCGGCGCAAGAGUUUAUUGCAAUUCUCGCGCUACGCAAAGACAACAACAAUAACAACAACAACUACGAAAAACGACGACAACAAAUAUCAUAAAACAAAAAAAAAAAACAAAAACAAAAAAGAAACAACAACAGAAAACUUUACGCGGCAUCAAAAGUUAAAAACAAACUUUUGCCAAACUACGCGACGCGCGGCAAAACUAAAUAAAGUUCAACUGCAGCCGUCGUCGUCGCUUUCUCCCCGCCCCGCUCUCGUCUUCCUGCUGCUGCAUUGCCAAAAAAAAUAACGAAGAAGAAAAGGCAAAAAAGAAAAAAAGAAAAAGAAUUUAAAGCGUCGCAGCAGCAACAAACUUUGUUGUUGUGCUCGGCCUAAAAACAAAGUCAAAGUCGAAAUCGAACUCGAAGUCGAAGUCGAAGUUGAUUCGAAGUCGAACUCGAGGCAAAGUCCAAGUCGAUGUUGAGUGCGCGCGUUAAUUGAUAUUGCGUAUACGUCGCGAUCAAAUUCAAAAAAAAAUUUGUUUUUUUUUUUGACCAACACAAAACAAAAUAACUUUUUCCGGACCCCUCAACUAACAACAACAACAAAAUUUCGAAAGUGCGUGCAAAAUAUUCACAAAAUUUUUUUCACUAUUUUUGUUGUUUAGUUUUGUCACCAAAGUUUUUUGUGAGUGUGUUUGUGUUUGUGUGUGUGUGAGUGCAAGUGCAGCAUGUUGCCCAAGUUUACAGCAAACUUGCAACAGCAACAACAACAGCAGCAACCACAGCUUCAACAACAGCAGCAGCAGCAACACCAACAACAGCAACAAGCAAAUCAAAUGCAAUUCAACUAAAAAGUGCAGUGAAAAUUCUCAAUAAACAAAAAAAAAAAGGACAAUCUAAUAAAAUACCGAAUUAAAUUAAAUAUCUAAAAGUGAAAAAAACAAAACGUAAAACGUAAAACGCAAAAAUCUCGCAAUUCUCAAAUAGGCAUUUUUUUGUGUGACAUUGGCGACUGGCAACUGACUGGCAACAAACAAAUAAUGGCGCUGUCUAAGCGUCCGCUUAGCAAGGAGACGCCCUUGGUUGAUAGCAGCAGCAGCAACAACAGCAACAGCAGCAACAGCAACAACAACACUGAGCAUGAGACGGCGAUCAAGCGACGCAAACGCUGCAGUCGCGACGAUGAAUUCGCUGUCAGCAACAACAACAACAAUAACAACAAUAGUGUUAACAACAACAACAACAACAACAUGUUGCCACAGAAGAAGCGACAAUUGUGUAAAGCAACAAUCGGCGAGAGUCCAGCAAAGACAACAGCAACCACAACGGUUGCUGGCGUGCAACAGCAACCACAACAGCAACUUCAGAUGGAUGCCGCCGAGCAGGACGAUGAGACGCUGAUACGUGAGACGCAGGCGGCGUUAAAAAGUUUAUCCGGCAGUUGGCCAGAUGCACGAACGAAUUUGUAUCGAUUGCAGGAUCAAGAAGAUGAAAAUCCGCCGCCGUUUCAGAAUCUGUUCGAGGAGAAGCAAAAGUACGAAUCAAACAACAACAACAUGAAUACAAACAUGAACAACAAUCACGAACACGAACACAACAACAUCAAUAACAACAACAAUAACAACAACAAUGACUAUUUCGAUGAAAACAAUUCAACAACACACACAACACUUUUGCUACGUUUCCACAGGCAAAAGGAGAACGAUCAGGCGCGUCUCAAUGCAUAUCCACCUCCACCUCCUCCACCCCCCCACCAUCAUCAUCAUCACCAUCAUCUGCAUCCGUAUGCUCAGCAACAGCAGCAGCAACCACUCCAACAGCAACAGCAACAACCACUCCAGCAACAGCAACCACUUAAAAAGGAUUCACUCGAUGUUGCUGCUGCUGUUUACGCUGCUCAAGCGACGUCCGCUUUCAAGCCGCCCAUCGACAUCAUCAAACGCAACGGACAAUUGGCUGCUCAAGCUCAAGCUCACGCUCAGGUUCAAGCUCAGGUUCAGGCUCAAGCUCAAGCUUAUGCUCAGUAUACAUCGAGUGCUUACAAUGCUGCUGAAGCGUAUUAUGGCUAUGCGGCAGCAGCAGCUGCGAGCAACAGCAGCAGCAACAACAACUUUGAGCUCGCCUCGCCCACAGAUAAAAAGGGCACGGCCACGCCCACCAAAGAGGAGCUGUUGCUCGAUGCCAAACAGUAUACGAUAUUGCAGCCAGCGGGCGUCGGGAGUCGAGCUGCCUCCGUCAUGCAGGACAUUGCGCGCGAGGGCGUUGUGGGCGUGCCCCUGGUGGCAACGCCGCCAAGCACAGCAGCAACAGCAGCAGCAGCAACCACGACAUCCACAACAGCAGCAACCACCAGCACACCAACAGAUGCAGCAGCAACAGCAGCAACCACAACACCGACAGCAGCAACAGUUGCAGCCACGCCUACGCCGAGUUAUUCGCCGAGCAGUCAGCAUCGCGCUGGAGAACUGGAGAAGCAUGAAAAGGAGCUGCAUCCGCUGGACAAACUCAAGCUCACCUCAACUCACUAUCUAAACAACAACAACAAUAACAACAACAACAGCAGCAGUUGUAUUAACAACAACAACAACAACAACAGCAACAUCAAGACGAUGCCCAUUAUUAAAUCGGAAUACAGUCCGGUGGCCAGCAUCAAAUCGGAGUAUAACAAAAGUCCCAUGCACUCGUAUUUGGCUAACGAUGCUGCCUCGGCGGCAGCAUCAGCGAUACCCAACAGCGCCAACAGUGCACGCGGCAGCAACAACAACAACAACACCAGCAACAACAGCAAUGUUGCUGCCAGCAAUGGAGUUGCCAGCGAACCGCAUUUGAGUCGCUACGUUGGUCUCCACAGUCCACAGCCACAGCAUCCACAUGCCCACCACCAACAACAACAGCAACAGCAGCAACAACAGCAGCAACAGCAACAUACGCUGCAUCAGCAACGCGGACCUUUCAUCGAAGGCAACGCCAGUCAAAUCGAUCCCACAGAUGCAGCCAGCUAUCACAGCGAACAUCAGCAACAACAGCAGCAACAAGCAGAUGAACGACAGCAACAGUAUGAACAGAUGCGAUAUGCACAAAGUGUUGGCCAUGGCUUAGCAACCAGCGAUGCCUCAGCCGAACAGCAGCAGCAGCAACAGUUGCUGGCAAGCAAUGCCAGCAGCAGCGAAUUGUCGCCACGCAGCCACGCUUACGAUCCUCACACAACGCAUCCGCACUCGCAUCCACAUCCGCAUCCGCAUCCACAUCCGCAUCCGCCCACUUCGAGUGUGGCGCCCGUGUUCGUUGGCCUUGGCAUCGGGGAUUCGGUCUCGACCGGCGGGAGUUCGACUGGCUUCGAGCGUUACGAUCCCAAUUGCGGACAGCAGCGACAGGCGAAUGCAACAGCAGCAGCAGCGGCUGCUGCCGCGGCGGCAGCAACAGCGGCGUCGGCCACGCCCACGAAUAUGUAUCACUAUUUGCCACAGAGUGCGGACGAUUUGCAGGUGCAGCAGCAAAAGUAUCUGCAGGAGCAACAGUUGCUGAUGGCCAAGGCCGAGCACGAGGAGGUCGCCAAUGGAGGAGGUGGUCCAAUUUAUCCCCGUCCCAUGUAUCACUAUGAUCCGACGAUGGGUCCAUUGCCGCCGGGCUUCUCCGCCAUCAAUUUGUCCGUCAAAAUGGCCGCUGCUCAGGCGGCAGCUGCAGCGGCUGCCUAUCAAAAUCAGCAGCAGCAACAACAGCAGCAACAGCAGCAGCAACAACAACAGCAGCAGCAGCAACAACAUCACCAGCAACAACAGCAGCAACAGCAACAACAUAGCAAACAGAGCAGUUCGCCUACGCCGAAUGUGGGCGUGGCAGCGCCAGCUGUCGACCUGUCGGGCGCCACAUCGGUGACGUCAUCGAGCCCACACGGUUUCAACUCGCCCGCAUCGCACAACCAAUACAACAACCAGCGAAUGGGCAAUGGAAGUCCACAGCCUGGAGCCAGUCCCAACAUUGCCAGCCCCCAAGUGCCCAGUCCGCAGGGUCAAACGCUGGACUUGAGCGUCACCCGUUUGCCGCACAGCAUCAUCACGAGUCCACAGUACGGAGCCGACGGCCUUGUCGUGGGUCACGGCCAGGGCUUUGGCAGUGCUGCCCCCGGUUCAAUUGGACCAAACGGACCGCCGCGAUCACCGCAAAUGGAGCCAGUGGACUUCAGUGGACCCCCGCGUCCCCUUGGCUUCGGCCUCGUGGGUCACAUAAGUGGACCACGCCCCUACAGUCGCGAAUCGACGCCCGACAGCGGCGGAUCUCACUACAUCGAAACGUAUCGGGAUCCCAGUGGUUAUUCGCCUCAUCCCGGCUAUGGGAUGGUUGUGCAAUCAGAUUAUCCACCAGCCGGCUAUCAUGGCUACGGACCGGCGGCCUAUCAAUGCAGCAAUCCGUAUGCGACAGCCGUCGGACCCGGCGGCUAUCCGACUCCCGUCUCCGGCGGCUAUUCGCCCAGUCCGGCCACCUGCUACUCCAUGCCACCGCCACAGCACAUACCGCAGCACGACAAGACCAAAGAUGGUUUGACCGGUUGCUCGCGUUCGGAUCGCAAUCAUCUGCAAUCGCACUCGCAGGAGCUGAAGUGCCCGACACCCGGCUGCGAUGGCUCUGGCCAUGUGACUGGGAACUAUUCCUCACAUCGCAGCCUCUCCGGCUGUCCGCGAGCCAACAAACCGAAGAGCAAGCCUCGCGAUGGCCAGGACUCUGAGCCGUUGCGUUGCCCCAUCCCAGGCUGCGAUGGCUCCGGACAUUCCACCGGCAAAUUCCUCUCACACCGAAGUGCAUCUGGCUGUCCCAUUGCCAAUCGCAACAAGAUGCGCGUCCUCGAAGCCGGCGGCACAGUGGAACAACACAAGGCAGCGGUGGCAGCGGCAACAGCCAUGAAAUUCGAUGCUUGCACUACAGUGGGCAGUCAGGGCAUCAAGAAACCCAAGUUCGAUGAGGUGACCAUGGUUUAUCCCAAAGGCUAUACAGGUGGCGCUGGACUCGACAUUGUUAUGGGCGGCGUUGGCGUCGGCGUUCCGCUGCCGCCAGGCAUUAACAACAGCAGUGUUGGCGUUGGCGUUGGCGUUAACGUCGGCGUUGGCAGCGUGCAAGGCGAUAAGACAACUGUGAGUGUGAGCGGCGGCAGCGAUGAUCUGAAUACGCUGGAAGCGGAAAUAUCGGAACUGCAGCGUGAGAAUGCACGCGUUGAAUCGCAAAUGAUGCGAUUAAAGUCGGACAUCAAUGCGAUGGAAUCGCAGCUGAGCACCAGCGAUCGGGAGGCUUCUCCACUGAGUGCCCAUCAGCAACAGCAGCAGCAGCAACAACAGCAGCAACAACAACAGCAACGUGCAGCUUCGUUGGCCUCGCCCAGCGGCCAGUCACCCUUUGCCGGCGUCUCCUCCACCACCUCCUCGAAUGCCAAUGCCAAUCCCAAUCCAUCCAACAACAGCAACAACAACAAUAACGAGAACAACAACAACUCGGAUCUGGUGCAUGUGGCAAGUGCUGAUGCAGCUGCUGCAUCGACUGCGCCCAAUGCGAAUCUCAACAAUUAUUACGAGAGUCUGCGCAACAAUGUCAUCACAUUGCUAGAGCAUGUGCGUCUGCCACCGCCACCGCAGCCGCCACCGCCGAGCAUCACAGCAGCAGCAGCAACCACAGCAUCAUCGGCAUCCACCGACAAUGGCUGUGGAGGAGGGAUGGGAGUUGUCGGAGUUGUCUCGGCCACCGAUCAUCAUCAGCAUCAUCAUGCUGCCGCUGCGGCAGCUUAUUCGACGCUCUUGCCACCGCCACCGCCGCCACCACCGCAUUCUGUUUCGGUCUCGGUCUCCACGUCAGCUGUGUCAACCACGCCCAUGUAUGGAGGCGGAGGCGGUGGUCAGCAGGGAGCGGGAACGGGUCAACCACCAGCAACAACAACAACAGCGGCGCCACCGCCACCGCAUCAUGCGUAUACGGUGCAUCAUCCACAUGGCGGCUAUCCGCAUCCACAUGGCGCACAUCCGCAUCCACAUGCACAUCCACAUGCGCAUCCGCAUCCACAUCAUCCGCAUCCACAUCCGCAUCCGCAUCCCCACGAACAUUUCGAUUCGUACAUCUCCAAGCUGCAGUCGCUCUGCGUUCCGCCCGAUGUCUAUGCGCUGCCCGAGGAUGCGGGACGCACAGUCUACAACUCCGUGAAGCCGAGCAUGCAUCAGGAUUACGGCAAACUGAUGCCCACGCCCAUUUAAGGUGGGUGCCUUCUAUGGUAUUUUAUGCAACUUAUGGUAUUUUAUUCAAAUGUUGGUAUUUCUUUCAAAUUCAAGUAUUUUAUGCAAUCAAGAGUUGGUAUUAAUUUCAAAUGUGGGUAUUUUAUUCACGUUUUGGUAUUUUAUACCAAUUUUGGUAUAUUAUUCAAAUGUUGGCAUUUUCUUCAAGAUGUGGUAUUUAAAUCAAAUGUUGGUAUUUUAUUCCAAUGGUGGUGUUUUAAUCAAAUUUUUUCCAAAUUAUGGUAUUUAAUUCAAAUG